CCCAUUCAAAAAUCAAAGACGAAACGAUCCCCAAGUCUGCCAGUCUUCACUCUCCUUCCAGAUGGAGAGCUCCAUCAACCUGCAAUCAGUAUGGUUCUAACAAUCUCUCAACGACUCUAUCCCUCUUGCCGCUCAACAAAAAUCUAUUUACCAGUCUCUCCUCGGGUUCGACCUUACUCUAUUAACGAUGCUUAUUAUGAAUUUUUGCUGAAUUAUGGAAGGGAAAAGGAGACCCUUCUUUAAGAAACAUGAUAGCCCCCAAUUUAAGAAAAAGGGGGGCAGCAGAAAGGGAAAUUGGCAUAACGAUAGCCGUGAGCAAUCUCUUGGAAAUUCUCACGCUUCAGACACUGUGUAUCGGAUACUAUGUCAGUCUAGAAAAACUGGUAGUGUUAUUGGUAAAGGAGGUAACAUAGUUAAAGCCCUGAGAGAAGAGACCCAAGCAAAGAUUACAGUUGCUGACUCUUCCACCUACAAAAUCCCAAGAAAGCAUGAUACUACCAAUAGUGAUGAUCCUGCCACUGACAAAGAAGAUGAGUUCAUGGAGCCACAUUGCUCAGCCCAAGAUGCUCUCUUGAAAGUGCAUGAUAGGAUUGUUGAGGAAGAUCUUGUUGGUGGAAUGAACAGUGGGGAUGAUAAUGAAGUUGUGGUUACUGCACGUCUUCUUGUUCCAAACAAUAUGGUCGGUUGUCUUUUAGGCAAAAACGGAGAUGUCAUUCAAAGAUUGCGAAGAGAGACGGGUGCAGGCAUUCGUGUUCUCCCUGCUGAGCAUCUUCCUACCUGUGCUAUGGAUACUGAUGAAUUGGUGCAAGUAAUAUUUCUUUUGUCCCGUCCCUUUUAUUUCCUUGACAUGUGUAUACUUUUUGCUUUGGGUGGUCUGGCAUGA
Ilex paraguariensis (yerba mate) is the source of this 883-nucleotide messenger RNA. The record is from the annotation of a GenBank genome assembly. Lineage: Eukaryota; Viridiplantae; Streptophyta; Magnoliopsida; Aquifoliales; Aquifoliaceae.